UAAACAAAAAAAGAAGCAGUCGAAUCGCCCAAAUAUUGAGCUUAUUUCGACGAAAGAGGUGCAUAGUGACCUAUUAUUGUGGAACGGAGGUAGUAUAUAUCAUCUAUUGCCGAUUAUUUUAAAAAUAUCUUUCAUUGAAUACUAAUUCGGCAAGCAAGGCACUGAAUUGGCUAGUACGACGGUGCACUCCUGGGGUUUGUUUUUCCUUUUUCCUUCUUUAGGUUCCAUAAGGGUUCGUUCCCCUUUUGGCGCAACAUCUCCAGUUGAUUCCACAUCGGUGAGAAUUGUACAGUCCGAAUCUAUCUCCGAUUCGAAUCGAAAUCUUUCCGGUUGCAUCGUUUUUCAUUGAGCAAUUCAUAUCUCCUAAAAUAACUAUAUUUGAAAACCAAAGAUGGAAGCCGACAAUGAUAAGGACGACCCCUCGGUUGAAACAACAACUAGGAGCCAAGACGAACAGCAGCUAGAUCAUGAACUGAAAGAUGUUGAAGGAAACAAAAACAUAAUGCCACGGUCAAAGGACAUAAUUUCUGGUAACUACGGACACAGGAAACUCGCGCCCGAAAACCAUGGAAGUAUAUUCUGGGAUUGUUUCGUCCGCUCCUUGUCUCCUCUCCACGCGGGAGGCCAGUUGACGAAGUACGAGAAAAGCUUACUCGCUGAUAUGAUGAUGGCGUGUGUUAAAAAAAUGGGAAUGCGUUUCGUAAAAAGAAUAAGAGACGAAUCGCAGAGCACAGGGAAGGAAAAAUUGCAGAGUCAGGAAGGUCAUAGAAGCGUUUGGUGUGAGUUAAGAACUUUUAACGCGAGAUCCAAGACCUUGAACGACCUUCGUCGUUACCCAGAUUAUAAAUGGAAAACGCUACAUUUAGAAAGAGGGGAUAGCUCCAACAUUGUAGCCUCCGCCAAAGCUACAGCUUCAAUUGUUGCUGAAACGAUACUCUCAAGCAAAGCAAAACGAAUAAACGAAGCAAUAUCCGUCCAUGAAAAGAAAGACUUCAGGAAAAGCGUUUUGGACCUUGAUGAGAAGAAGGAAUAUUAUCAAUACCGUUUCGCUAUGAAUGCGGUGGAAAAACACAUACCAGAAAACGGGAUUUUUGAUGCCUUCGACGAGAAGAGCAAUCUUAGGAGUAACAACUGUACCAAUUACGUUCGUGCAGAGAGCGACAAUGAAACAGAUAUCUUUGUCGCUCCUGGUAUCGCUACUGACAUGGUUCUCGGACAGUCGCUCAUAAUGACGCAAGAUCAUCGCUGUCAACAGCGUUGGCUUCGGGAAGAACACGCCAAAGCUAGGAGAGAAAAGUUGCAACACGACAACGAUCUCUACUGCGCACUCUUUAAAAAUGUUUUCGCUGUUCCAAACCAGGAGUUGAAACCCUAUUGGUGUCGGGAUGCGUGACGCCUUAAAAUUUCCUAAUCGAACUCCAACGCGCUGUAACACUGGAAGUUUUUUGGCAGCAUUCCUUGACCAUCGGAUUCUUGUUCUCUUUCCCCUACUGUAUCUCUCAACUAGAAAGUGUACCAAACACGCGGAACUACUAGGAGAUUCAUCAACCGCUAGCCUCUCAAUAAACGUUAAUAUACCGUAUCUACUUUAGAGGAUUAAAUCAUGCCUGCCUGGUUUCCUGCUCGUCCUAAGACUAUUUGAAUGGAAACGGACCAUCAACUCCCACCACAUGCGAGUUCUGACUUUGUGCGACGAAGUUUUUUUGUAAUAUAAUUUGAACGAAUCGAUUGCUUUCUCAGCGCAAAACAGACUGCUAGCUGCCCAGGCGCGGUGCCAUCGCAGCAAAAGCAUGUCGUGAAAUUGUUCUUCCUCGGUGUGAUUCUCGGUGUAACGAUSCACCCACAAAGCGGGUGUGCGCUGGUGUGCAUCGUUGCCAUUUCCGUCGACAGAGUCCAACGCAACCCGAGCCGAACAAAACGAGAUCCAGCACCGGUGGCAAUGGUCAAGGGGCAGUGGCAGUGAAACGGUACGCAUGCGCAUGAGUCGAGUCGAGUCGAGUCGGCUCUUUUGGUCUGGGUGUUGGGCGGUGCUUGCACGUGGAUGAAACGCAGCUCAAAAGCAAUGCAUACAGUGCGAUGCAUGCAUCCAUUGGUGCCUAAGUCCUUCGGUCGGGCCACGAACGAGCUGCUCGCCUUCCAUCCGUUUCAUGCGUCCACUCCCCAAAUUGAUUCCUCUCGUUUUGCUCGCUCCCCUCUGGAACAUAUUUGGUAGACACCGCUUCGACACCAAGUGCUUUGUUCUGCCUGUCAUUUUCACUGGCAAAAGUCCGGAUCGGUUGCGAUCAAAAGCAUCGCAUCAAACUCCCUUGCUGCCUAGAUCCUAUUUGUGACUUGC
Molecule: messenger RNA, 2335 nt
Organism: Pseudo-nitzschia multistriata
Lineage: Eukaryota; Bacillariophyta; Bacillariophyceae; Bacillariales; Bacillariaceae
Source: the annotation of a GenBank genome assembly